This is a messenger RNA of Drosophila novamexicana, 1487 nucleotides long. RefSeq names its product zinc finger protein 41-like. The transcript is spliced from 2 exons. Gene Ontology annotation, molecular function: RNA polymerase II cis-regulatory region sequence-specific DNA binding; DNA-binding transcription factor activity. Gene Ontology annotation, biological process: regulation of transcription by RNA polymerase II. The record is from RefSeq and is a predicted model, not a curated record. Bases 429 to 1433 code for a protein of 334 amino acids. Lineage: Eukaryota; Metazoa; Arthropoda; Insecta; Diptera; Drosophilidae.
UAUGUGUGUGUGUGUGUGUGUGUGUGUACAGAUAUUUUGUAUGCGUAUGUGUAUAUAAGUGGGCAUGCUCGACUAUUCUGGCUGUUGGUUAGCCCAAGUCCGGGAAGUGGUUCAAAGUGCGCGCGUUGCAAACGAAUUGGAAUUGAAAUCGGAAUUGGAAUCGGAAUCGAAUAAAUGUUUAAAGUGCAAAUAGCAAAUAGAAUUAAAACAGCAGCAACAACAAUUGCAUUUACCGUCUCAUUUUAUUAGUGGGCAAUACGAUCAAAUAAUAAAUUAAAAGAAGCGGCGACCGGAGCCGACACACCGUUUAUGCCCAAGUCGAAUUUUCUUCUUUUUUUUUAUAGGCGAAACAGUUAAACGGCGUAAUCUUAUCGGUGCUGAAGAAAUAACAUAAUAUCGGCAGAUCGGUGGGCGACCACUUGAUAAACAUGCACCAGCCGUGUCAGCCGAAGCAGCAAUUCGUGAUCGAGCAGGAGCAGCUGGAUCAGCUGGAGCCGGAUGACAGCUAUGCCUUCUGCCUGACAGAGGAUGUGCAGCUAUUUGAGCAGUUGGGCGAUCUGGAGGCCGACAGCGAUGUGCUGCUUUUGCCGGCAGCAGCUGCUGGCUUGGAUCUCGUGCAGCAGGCGCAGAAACCGACGAAACUGUCAAUUGGCAAGCCCAAGAAGACCCAGCCCAAGGCGAAGCGAGCAACGUCCACGAAACAGCAGGCGAUCAUCAUUUGCGAUCUGUGCGGACGCAGCUUCAGCGAUGCCUACGGCCUGCGCAUACACAAGAUGACGCACACGAACGAGCGCCCCCAUGUGUGCGAUGUAUGCGGCAAGGGAUUCCGCCAGCUGAACAAGCUACGCAUCCAUUCGGUCACCCACACCGACCAGCGGCCAUACGAGUGCGACAUCUGCGGCAAGGGAUUCCGAUUUGCCAACUAUUUGGCGGUGCACAGGCGCCUGCACACCGGCGAGAAACCCUAUCUAUGCACUCUGGCCAGCUGCAGCAUGUCCUUCCAUUCCAUACACGCGCGGCGAAUGCACAUGAAGCUGCAGCAUGCCAGCGGCAGCGGUAGGCACACUGCCGCAGAUAUUGAAGCAGAAGAGGAGCAGGAUCAGAAGGAACAGGAUGAGCAGAAAGAAAUGCGAACGGGCUACGCGGACACACACACAUCCUCGCUGAGCUAUACCUGCCCCAUCUGCGGACGUAUUCUAACGGAUCAGUGCUAUCUAAAUACGCAUUUGAAGCGACACUAUAAUCAGCGGGACUUCGCCUGUCCGCAUCCGGACUGCGGCAAGCGCUUUUUCAGCUCCUCGGAGCUGAACCAUCAUCAGAUUGCGCACACGCGAUUGCGUCCCUUUCGCUGUGCGCUGUGUGGAUCGUGCUUUUUGCGCAAAUCGAAUUAUAAACAACAUUUGAAGGUGCACAAAGUCAAAGGUUGCGAUUGAAUUGGGCGUUUGUUCUAAAAUAUAAGGUUUAUUUAAAUAUACGAUUUAUACAUA